CUGUAGCCGCAGGUAAAACACGGCACGAAUCUAAUCGAGCAGAGCGUCAGUAUGAGUCCGACCUGAAACGGGCAGAUCGAUACGUGUUGUGUGUGUGUGUGUGUGUUUGCGCACUCGAUGAAUCGAUUCAGAUAUCGAUGAAGUGGAUUUGAUAUCUCUGUAAAGGACCCGUGUUCAGGCGCGCGACACUUCCGCGAUCCUCUCGCGCUCUAAACAACAGAGAUUCAUCUGAUCCUAUGCGGUGGUGAAUGUGUUGAGUUAUGCCUGGCCACAGCACAGGAACUCAUCCCAAGAGUCAUCCUCACGGCUCGGGCCGCUCUCGAUCCGAUGGCUGCAGGCAGGGCCGCGUGUACUUCGGCAGCACGAGUCAGGAGACACACCGAGAGGCGUACAGCGAGCAGCCGCGCAGCACAGAUGGGCAGUUUCCCCGCAAGAGUCAUCCUCACUACGGUAACGGACGAGGAUCGGAAACGCUGGGCUUCAUCCCGGGCUCGGCGGACUCUCCUCCGGUCAAUACUCAGGCCUGCGGCUCGUGCACGUCGCUCGGCUGGAGCGGCUGUAAAUCUCUACUGUGUUGCGUCCUCACCUGCGGCCUCUAUGGCUCUCGCAAACCCUGCCUGCCGGCCAACGAGAGCUCCACGGAUAACCCUUCCAAAGCUGAGGUGGAGCUGAGGAAGCCCAACGGCUUGGCGCUGUCCAACCCAACGUGCGGCCUGAGUCCGGAAGAUGGCAAAACCAGGCAGUUGCCCAGCUCCGGCAGCUUCAGGUACUGCGACGUCCACAUCGCCGGCAAGAGGGUGGUGGAAUACCCCGGGACCUCUGACGCGGCCCCGCGCCGGACCAGGACGACGGCGGCGACGACGAAGGGAGACGGCCAGCGGCCCAUUAGCCACAGCAGCAUCAUCUCCCGGGAAGAUUUGGAUCUGGAUGACCUGGAUGACGGCGGGACGGACAUCGACUCGCUCAUCACCAAAAAGCUCCUGGAACUUUAUAAACUGCACCAGAUCGAGCAGCUGGCCAAAUGCACGUCCGACUUGUCAUUCUCGCGGAAGACCAACGAGAUCAGCGACCUGAUCAACAGCAUCGCACACGACUACAACCUGGAGGAGCAGGAGGCCGAGUGUCGCCUGGUGCACGGCGUCAUCCGCAUCAGCACCCGAAAUAAAACCUUCAAAGGUUACAAAAGCAAAGACUAUAAAACGCAAGAGGUGAACGGGCGGAGGGACGGAACGCUGCCUGACAGCGGGAACGAGACCAUGACCUUCAGCUUUCGUGAUGAACCUGAGGUACUGAUGUCCGAUCCGACAGACUCAGACGUGCGAGCCCGGGACAUGAGAGGGAAACAUUACUACUCCAGCUCGGCUACAGAUUCAUCAGGUGCUCCGCUGUUACGCUAGCUGCCGUCCCUUCGGUUUGUGCUGCCCACCGAGUGUCGGAUGUCUGAAGGAUUCACUUACGUGUUCUCACGUCGACUUCAGUGCCGUGCAGUUACAUGUUGAACAAAUGUUACACAAUCAUCAAAGACUGUUGUCGAGUAUUUGUUCUCGUUUCACUUUUGUUACGACAAGUCGUGUCUGUUGUGUAUUAAUGACAGCGUCAUGCUGUGCUGUCCGCCGUCCUACCGUCUCGGGUCCUCUCUGUUCUUUUUCAUGCCUUCAUCAGAACUGAAAAGCCACUUUUGUGCCGUGGAACGUCUUGAAAUGCUUUGUAAAGAUUUGUUGUUGAUUUUUUUUAUUGAAAUAAAAAGGGAAUAUCCCCA
Molecule: messenger RNA, 1759 nt
Organism: Triplophysa dalaica
Lineage: Eukaryota; Metazoa; Chordata; Actinopteri; Cypriniformes; Nemacheilidae
Gene: kdf1a
Product: keratinocyte differentiation factor 1a
Exons: 4
Coding region: 261-1397 (378 amino acids)
Biological process (GO): regulation of epidermal cell division; keratinocyte development
Cellular component (GO): cell junction
Source: RefSeq, a predicted model, not a curated record